Molecule: messenger RNA, 1326 nt
Organism: Medicago truncatula (barrel medic)
Lineage: Eukaryota; Viridiplantae; Streptophyta; Magnoliopsida; Fabales; Fabaceae
Product: PHD finger protein ALFIN-LIKE 1
Exons: 5
Coding region: 205-927 (240 amino acids)
Biological process (GO): regulation of DNA-templated transcription
Cellular component (GO): nucleus
Molecular function (GO): transcription cis-regulatory region binding; histone binding; transcription coregulator activity
Source: RefSeq, a predicted model, not a curated record
UAUUUCCAACCAUAGUCUUCUCUCUCUUCUUAUUAGGUUGUUUCCUUUUUACAUCAUCAUCAAUCACAAUUAAGAUCGAUCCAUUCACUCACAUGGCUUAGUCUCUUCAAACUUCAAACUCCAAACUCCAAAUUCAUCUUCAAUUUCUUUGAAACUUUCUUCAAACCCUAACCCUAAUUCGCGUAGAUCUCAAAUUAGGGUUAUAUGGAAAUGGCGUCAAGUCCUCGCACCGUUGAAGAGAUCUUCAAAGAUUUCAGUUCUCGUAGAGAUGGUAUCGUUCGUGCUUUAACUCAAGAUGUUGAUGAAUUUUAUGCACUCUGUGAUCCAGAUAAGGACAAUUUGUGUCUCUAUGGACAUACAAAUGAAUCAUGGGAAGUGACUCUUCCUGCUGAGGAAGUUCCACCUGAGCUUCCAGAGCCAGCCCUUGGAAUCAACUUUGCAAGGGAUGGCAUGAACCGUAGGGACUGGCUUUCUCUAGUUGCUGUGCACAGUGAUUCAUGGUUGCUUUCUGUGGCUUUUUAUCUUGGAGCUCGUCUUAACCGCAACGAAAGGAAACGUUUAUUUAGCUUGAUCAAUGAGCUUCCAACUGUGUUUGAAGUUGUAACUGACAGGAAGCCAAUAAAGGACAAGCCCACUGUAGAUAGUGGAAGCAAAUCUCGGGGAAGCACCAAGAGAUCAAGUGAUGGACAAGUUAAAAGCAACCCAAAGUUGGUCGAUGAUCAAGGUUAUGAGGAGGAGGAAGACGAGCAUAGUGAAACCCUUUGUGGGAGCUGCGGUGGAAACUACAACGCGGAUGAAUUUUGGAUUGGCUGUGAUAUUUGUGAGAGGUGGUACCAUGGAAAAUGUGUGAAGAUUACUCCUGCUAAAGCUGAGAGCAUAAAGCAAUACAAGUGCCCAUCAUGCAGCAUCAAGAGGGGCAGGCCCUAAGCCUAAGACAGCAUGUGAAGUGAAUAAUACUUUGUUGAUGCUGACUGGAUAUCGUAAUAUCGCCAAAGCUCUUGUAGAAAUUCAUUUAAUGGGUAUAGUUUAUAUAUGACUAAUGGGUAAAACUAUUAAAGUUAAUUUCUUCUACCAAGAUGGAUCCUCAGUUUAUGUUACAAAUUUGUCUCCUCUUAUUGAGGGGUGGGGAAAAGUUCCAGGUUAUGAUUAUCAUCGAUUGAAAGAUUGAAAGAGUAGAUUUUUAUUAUACAUUUUGUUACCUGUAUGCAUAGAUUUUCUUAUAAUUUUUGUAGUUGAUUUAUUUGUUGUCUCCAUUAUUGCUAGCUAUUGGAUCGGCUUCCUAUCGACAUUGUAAUGUGUAGCAAGUGUUUGUGCACUUUCUUUGCA